AUGCUGGAAGAUAACUUCCUCAACAACUCCGCCAGAACGGUGUACUCUAAUGUGCUCAUGCCUGGAGAACAAUCUGUGGGGCUGUUAACAUGGUUUCCGGCCCGUUUGAUGGGAGCUGUGCAGCGAUCAGAGACGCUGGUUGUGAUUGCUCUGCGGGAGUCGAUUGUGUUUCUUGCCCUCAUCGCCCUCUUUGCUGUCACACCUAACGUCUGCCGAGCCCUCAACUGGCUGUGGGCCUCCUUUAUCAUGCGAGACGGUCAAGUCACAGAGGAAUGCUUUCAGGACUCCGUGUUUGGCGCUCUCGUGCUCCCCCUGCAGUUUGUUGCAGCCGCUUUCUUCCUCACCAGACAUAUGCGCCUUCUCCUGCCUCUAGCCAAGCUCCACCUGAGCCCGUUCCUCCUGCGGAGGUUCAGAAUGGUUUCAGUGGUGGUGGCGGUGACGUGCUUUGCAGUGGGGUGGAAGGACAGAGUCAUGCGGAUGGUGCUGCAGAGGCACCCGGCUGAAAAGCCCAUCUUGCUCAACGCGAGCCGUUUCCUCUCGCUGCUCAUCCAUCUUGUGGGAGUGGGCACGGUGCUGGACCUAUUCGGUGUCUCCCUCCUCUCCCUGGUGGCUGUGGGCGGCAUCUCAGGUGUCGCGAUGGGAUUCGCUUCCAAGGAAAUAGUCGCUAAUUUCUUCGGCGGGCUAGUGCUGGUGAUCUCACAGCCAUUCGUGGUGGGAGAGCGCAUUCAAGCAGGGGCCAUAUCGGGGCGCGUGGAGGAGAUUGGGUUUCUGCACACCAAGCUGGCUGGAGCAAACAAGGCGCCAGUUGUGGUGCCAAAUCAAAUCUUCAACACUGCAGUGAUCACCAACUUCUCCCGUGCUCGGUGCUACCCUGUAGCCGUCACAUUCGAGCUCAGAAUAGAGGAUAUCGAGCGAGUGCAAGCCAUCACGUCUCGCAUCACCCGCAUGCUCAGGUCGCAUGCUGACGUGGACCAAUCACAGGGCCCCGCGCAUGCAGUGCUGAAGGACCUCAAUGGGGCCAGUCUGCAUGUGGGCAUGCUGGCUUCGCUAAACCCUCAGGUGAGAUUUCAGGUGAUUCCAGGCAAUUCCGCUCAACCUCCCGCAACCACUGGCGCGCACCAGUUCCCCGCGGCUACCAUUCCGCAGUAUACGCCGUCCCCCGUGUCGCCCUACCGCCAAUGCCAUUCCGCGCCUAUCCGCGGAGCGUCCCCCUACCAUUUUUCCGCCGUCGUACCCGUCAGCCCCUCCCCCCCGCCUGCUCAGUUCCCCGGAAGCAGAGCCACUCCACCCCCCGCCUCCUCCUUCCCCCCGUCCCCUUCCGCCAACCCUAAUAAUGGCUCCGCCGCCUCCCCUUCCGCCAGCCCCAGUCUUCGCGCAAAUGCCUUCUACGACUCCGCAUAUCAUGCUUCCGCUUCCACCACUACUUCAUCAGCGGAACCGCUUCCCCCCGCCAUAAUUUCCGCGGUGUCUUCCGCCAACCAGUCCGCGGGCAGCUCCGCGGGGUCUUCCGCUAGCCAGUCCGCGGGCAGCUCCGCGGGGUCUUCCGCCAGCCAGUCCGCGGGCAGCUCCGCGGGGUCUUCCGCCAGCCAGUCCGCGGGCAGCUCCGCGGGGUCUUCCGCCAGCCAGUCCGCGGGCAGCUCCGCGGGGUCCUCUCGCGGGGGGAACUCCUCCGCUUCCCCCUCCGCCGUCCCUGUGCUCCGCGAGUUCAGCUUCGCGGAUCUGCACAUGGCGACGGGGGGGUUUUCGCGCGCCAUAGGGGAGGGGGGGUUCGGAAAGGUGUACCAAGGGCGGAUGGUGCUGCCUGCGGGCACUAGCAGCGGCAUUGGCGGAAGCAGCGCCGCUGGCGGGAGUUACGCCAUGGGCGGAAGCAGCAGAGCUGUUAUGGGCGCAAUGAGGGAAUGUGACGUGGCAGUGAAAGUGAUGAAUGGAAAGAGUGCUACUCGUGACUUGACGAGCUUCAAGGCUGAGGUGGAAGCCAUGUCAGCGGUGAAUCAUCCCAACAUUCUGAGGCUGGAAGGCGUGGCACUAAACACAUCCCAGGGGCCGAUGCUCGUGUAUGAGCUCAUCCCUGGAGGCGAUGUUAAGAACUUGCUCAAACAAGUCCACAGAAGUGGUCUUUACUUCCCAUGGAGGCAUCGCAUGAAGGUGGCACUGGGCU
Molecule: messenger RNA, 2158 nt
Organism: Closterium sp. NIES-65
Lineage: Eukaryota; Viridiplantae; Streptophyta; Zygnematophyceae; Desmidiales; Closteriaceae
Source: the annotation of a GenBank genome assembly